CUGCAGGGCGGUGUUUCUCAGGCGGAGAAAGAGUGGGACUGGGGUGUGUGAGCCACAUCUGGAAUAGUAGCUACAGAGAAAGAAGUCGAGAGAAGCAGAACGUCGCUCAUACUUUCCCCAACUCUUCACUCCAGCACUCCCUUUUCCACGGAAACCUCUUGCUUCGCCUUUUUAUCUACUUGAAAAAUGCUGCUCAUUCUGCUCGGGGUGCUUAUUAUGCACCUGGUCAUUCUCAUUCUUCUCAUUGUGUCCACAGCAGCCAGUGCCUGGUCUGUAGGUGGGGAAAGGAGCACAGAUCUAUGGUACAAUUGCAUGACAACUAAUGGAGGCUACCAUUGCAAGCCAGCCAGCAAUGAAGAUUGGAUCCAGGCAGUGCAAGCCCUCAUGAUCCUGUCCCUGCUUUUCUGCUUCUUCUCCCUCAUUGCCUUCGUGUUCCAGCUGUUCAGACUGGUCAAGGGUGGACGCUUCUUCUUCACCGCCAUCUUCCAGAUCUUGGCGAGUGUGUUUGUGAUGUGCGCGGCGAUCAUCUACACCGUGAUGAGUCCGGAGGACGAUAAGACACAAUUCGGCUACGCCUACGUGCUGGCCUGGGUGGCUUUCCCGCUGUGUCUCAUCAGUGGCCUCAUUUAUAUCGUCCUGAGGAAGAAAGAAUGAGAGAAGGAGCAGAGGAGAAGAGAGGAAGGGGGAGUUAGGAGACCCCUUACAACAACAUCGCACUGUGCCUACUGCCCACAGACCAAAGACUGACAUCCCAAACAAUACAACAAAAGUGCAUGUGUCACUAAUUAUUGUAAACACAAAAUGGAGACAUUUAUCACAGCUGGGGAUUUUUUUUGCUGUAUUUCAGUAUCCAUUAUGUUGCCAUCCCAUGCUGAAAAAUAUCACACCUGUUUGUGUAUUCUAACAAAGGCUGAGUCACUACACUUGUUCCCACAGUGACAGAUUGUCUUUAAAAUGUGUUUAUGAAUGUGUUGAUGACAUAUUGACUUUUGUUGCAAACUGGCACCCGACUUCCACAAAUCCAUCAUGUGUGACAACAAAGACGAGUAAUCCUGCCUUGCUUCAGUACAAAGAUGUACAUAGUGUCUGUGGUUUUUAGACAUAUUUAUAACAUUUUUACAUACAUUUUGUACAUAGUGUUGUCAAGUUAACAUUGUCAUGCUCAUUUUACGUGAUAGAGUUUUUUGUCUCUCACAAAUCAUGCAGCUGUGCCAAAGAGAUGUCGCUUAAACUGCCAGAGUAUCAAGCUUUUUAAAAAAAUUGUCUUUUUCUUUUUUUGAGUGUCAAAUGCUUUGAACCACGUGCCUUACUUAGAAUAUCUGUGUUCUUCUUGAAGGAAAUUAGGAAAUCCUCUAAAAUAAAAAAAAUAAAACAACAAUAAGAAGUCUUAAUAAACUCAUGAAGUUUUUCUGAAUUAUCAUUGUACUUGAUAUGCCAAAUAAAAAAAUAUGUUGCAUUUUGUAAUCUAGUUUUGAAAAUGGUGCUUUCUAUCUACUAUUCUUGAAAUGUAUAGCCUACUUUGUGUUGCAGUGUGUCGUCCUGUGAUUAAUUUGCGUUGUAAAAACCCCAGUUUGCAUUUUUUUUUUGUCAGUAUUCUUCUAAAUAAACCUUUUUGAAAUUAA
Molecule: messenger RNA, 1622 nt
Organism: Centropristis striata (black sea bass)
Lineage: Eukaryota; Metazoa; Chordata; Actinopteri; Perciformes; Serranidae
Gene: pmp22a
Product: peripheral myelin protein 22a
Exons: 5
Coding region: 187-654 (155 amino acids)
Cellular component (GO): plasma membrane
Source: RefSeq, a predicted model, not a curated record